AUGCAUGUCAACAAGGAUUUUAUUGCCACAAUCAACGAAUCGAAUGAGGCUUUUAAGGGGGUAUCGUUCAAAGCAUCGCGUGAUCCUACGAUCGACGUCCGUCUCGGAGAUGUUAUGCGAUUUGUGUGCCCGGACAACUCGGAAGGUGGUCGAGCGGAAUAUCUCAUCGUGUAUGAAGUCAGCGAGCUGGCUUAUAGCGAGUGCAUUAUCGAAUCGACGUCGAGAGAAGUGCUCAAUUGUGGCCAAGAAUCGAUAAAAUUUCCACCGAAGAGCACUUCUCAACUGAUUAGACAGUUCAAUCCGAUUCCGAGUGGAAAGGAAUUCCAGCCUGGACAGACUUAUUACUAUAUUACCACUUCUACCGGGAAACUUGAUGGAAUCGACAAGAUCAAUCGCGGAUUGUGUCUCAGCGCGAAUAUGAGACUUGCCUUGAAAGUUUCUCCGGCGGCUCCAAUUUUCCCUUCGAGACCAAUCGUUCCUAGAAUUGAGAAGCCGGAAAGUGACGAAGAUGAAGAUUCCGAAAAUGACUCGCAAUUGCUUCCAAGAGAUCUUGAGAAAAGCAUGAAGGAAAAAAACCCGAAAUUCCGCAGACCUUCGGAAUUCAAUGAAGCUGGUGUUCAUGAUCAACAAUUUUUGAAAGUUGUGCAAAUGGCGAAAGAAGGAAAGACUGGAACAUUUGAGAACGCGAAAGAGCGUGCAACGACGAGACCAUGGGAUCCCAUCAAUGUUCAAUAUGUUUCGGAUGUCCUCCAGAACACUUACAGUAAGAAUACGGACGACGACAAUCUUUCGUACCAAAGAGAACUCGAUUUUGUCAUUCAUGAAGAUAACAAUGUGCGAUCCUUGGAAUAUUCUUCCUCGACUGCAGCUUCUACCCUCUUCUUGGUCUUCGCGAUUAUCCUUUUGCUGUGCUGA
This is a messenger RNA of Caenorhabditis bovis, 915 nucleotides long. NCBI's taxonomy places the organism in Eukaryota, Metazoa, Nematoda, Chromadorea, Rhabditida, Rhabditidae. The record is from the annotation of a GenBank genome assembly.